AUGAAAGCUGCCGCUAUAGUUGCCACUGCAUCAAUGACCCUGGCCGGUAUUGUCGUUAACGCUGACCACACUUCGCGGCAGCUCAUUAUCGGAGGUGAUAUCAUUCCGAUGGGGUCAAAACCGUAUGUUGUCGGUGUCCGCGCGAGCCUUGAGUCAUCCAACCACUGCGUCUGUGCUCUCAUCAGUCCUCUGCAUUGUCUCUCCUCGUCGAUCUGUGCAGGCGUCCAGGGUGAGCUAGGACCAUAUUUUGCCGCAGUCAACUCGCACUUUGUCAACCACACUGACGAUGGUGAGCGGAUCAAGAUCGUCAAGGUUGAGACCCACCCAAAGCUCGACUUAAACUCCGACGAAGCUGCCUACGACCUCUCCAUUUUUACUCUGGAAGUGCCAAGCAAGACCAAACCCGUUAGCCUUCCUCUACAGGAUGACUCGCAAAUCAAAAGGGGAAUGCCUGCGAAAAUAAUGGGAUGGGGAUCAUACGCCGAGAAAACCAACGAAGACGACGUUGAGUACUCGGAUGAGUUGCGCGGUGUCGAUCUUGAGAUUUGGAGUUGGCAAGAGUGCAAAGAUCUUUUUGCUAACUAUCGAGUCGACGUCACGGACUUGUGUGCAGGAGGUAUUCCUGGCAAAGGCUUUGGCAUCGGGGACUGUGGUGCUCCACUCAUUAUAGAGAAUGAUGAAGGAGACUCGGAUGAUGUUCUCAUUGGCAUUACUAGUGGCUGGGGAGAUGGAGGUCAUGCAGGUGUGCCGGCCAUCACCUCUCGUGUGUCAGCAUCAUUGGCCUGGAUCAAUUCCGUCAUCAACGAAGGUAAAAAUUCUCCUAAUCAGACUCAGUAA
Messenger RNA from Plasmopara halstedii, 837 nucleotides. RefSeq names its product RxLR-like protein. The record is from RefSeq and is a predicted model, not a curated record. NCBI's taxonomy places the organism in Eukaryota, Oomycota, Peronosporomycetes, Peronosporales, Peronosporaceae. Bases 1 to 837 code for a protein of 278 amino acids. The transcript has a single exon. Gene Ontology annotation, molecular function: serine-type endopeptidase activity. Gene Ontology annotation, biological process: proteolysis.